AUUUACACACCUGACAUUUUGAAAAAAUCACACUGGGUAGUUUCAAAAUAAAAACUUCUCAUACCUCGAAAACAAUGUAAGAGUGGAAGUUCCCAGACAACUUAAAAAUGAUAUCGUCUGACGUUAUCUCCAGCUGAUUGUGUACAGUGCAAAAACGCAAGUCGUUAUCAACCAGGACUAACAAUGCAGCGGGUCAACAUUUAAAGGAGGAUCCUUUAAAGAUGACUACAGAAGACAACGACCAGGCGGCGCAGUUUCGACAGGAAGGCCACGUGGCUUUUGUGGUCGGCUACACUGGGGCGACAGGAAAAGAAUUAGUUAAAGCACUGUCGACAACGUCACUCUUCAAACGUGUCGUGCUGCUCGGAAGACGAAAAACAAACGUCACGGAAAAGCUCGGAAACGAAUUCGAAGAAAUAAUUGUUGACUUUGAACAUCUAGAAAAUCAUGAAGACGUAUUCACAGGAUGUGAUGUUGGUUUCAAUUGUCUUGGAACCACUCGAUCCAAAGGUGGAAAGGAAGGUUUUUUGAGAGUUGACCACGAUUAUGUCAUAAAGACUGCUGAGUUUGCUAAGGCCAAAGGAUGCAAACGUUUCCUCCACGUCUCUUCUCAAGGAAGCGAUAAAGACAGCUGGUUUUUAUACACAAAGACAAAGGGACUUGUCGAGGAGGAACUUCAGAAUUUACAGUUUGAACAUUUAGCGAUAUUUCGCCCCGGGUUCCUGUUGUGUGAACGCGAAGAGACACGGAUCGGUGAGAAGAUUGCUGCUUGCUGCUUCUCGCCAUGCAUUUGCUGCUGUUUGAAAUACUCGGCCAUGCCGACUGAGACUUUGGGACUGGCAAUGGUGAGAAGAGCCUGUAGGCCGAAUGGCACAGUAGAGAUUAUUGAUAAUCCAACUAUUCAUUAUAUUGCUACAUAACGUGGACACUCGAUGAAUUAAAAUAAAAUAAAAUACAGAAUUGUG
Messenger RNA from Ostrea edulis (European flat oyster), 965 nucleotides. Its product is annotated as oxidoreductase HTATIP2-like. Bases 222 to 920 code for a protein of 232 amino acids. Gene Ontology annotation, cellular component: cytoplasm. NCBI's taxonomy places the organism in Eukaryota, Metazoa, Mollusca, Bivalvia, Ostreida, Ostreidae. The record is from RefSeq and is a predicted model, not a curated record. Gene Ontology annotation, biological process: import into nucleus. The transcript is spliced from 6 exons.